CGUACUGACACGUGCGGAUAUGCUCUCAUAUCAUAAUCAUCCAUUCGAGCAACCAUGGCGGUGUCGAUGUGCGAUGGAUCGGACAGAUGCCGAAAUCGAGGAAGAGGAAGGUGAGAUGGGAAAGCCUAACCUGGCCGCCGCCGUCCAAUGCCGUAGUGGCUCGAUCGGAAAGAGGGUUGCCAUCGCCGGAGCCGCAAUCAUGUCCGCGCCCGUCAUAAUCCCCUCCAUUUGCUUUUUAUCAGGUUUAGGUCUCCUUUUCUCCUUUCCCUUUGGAAUCUAUAUGGCCGGAUGCAUGUGCGCAGAUAAAAUUAUGAGCGCCCUGCUUCCUAUACCACCUUUGAAGCAAGAGGCGGACGAAGAGUUACUGGAGUCGGAGGAUUUGAUAGAGAGAAACUUUGAUGGUGACAAUGGACACAAAAUGUUUCUUGAACCCCCAACGCUGAAGUCGGAGGAUUUGUCCUUUAUUGAGCUAAGUGGGGAAGGAAAGGCUAAUGAUGCUUUAGUAACGAAAGAACAGAGGGAAGACGGUGGAGAAGAGGAGGAGAGCCUAGGGUUCUCGGAGGAGCGCAGGACUGAUGCAUCCACAUUGAAGUCUGUCGGUGUUUUGUCUUCUGUAAUUGUUGCCUCAGAAGAUGAAAAUGCUGAAAAUUUGGAAAAGGUUGGCUCUAUGAAACUCACAAGUCUUGAAAAACCAGUUCCUGUUGGCGUGGAUGAUGUUGGUGUAACUGGUUUGCAUUCCCACGAGGUGACCAAUAGUCUGCAGAGAACAAGGAAUGAGGAGGAGCAACUAUGGGAUCAAAUUUUUUCAGUGAGAGCAAUUGUGGGUCACAGAGCAACACUCCAACCUUCACUUGGCGAGGAACUAAUGGUGCUGUAUCGAUUGAUUGGAGUGGAACCUCCCCCCACUCUCAAGGACGCUACGGAUAUUGUAGAAAUUAGCAACAGCCUUCAGGUUUUGAAAUCUGUGGUUGGAGUCAAUUAAACUGAAUCAUUCAAAUGGUUAAAGGCAAUCGUACAAGCAUUCAAAAUGAGGGAACUAAGAAAAAAGUGGUCUGAAUUGGCAUGACCACGCCUGGACUGGGCGUGACCAUGCCAUGAUAUCAAAGCUUGCGAUGUGACCACUUCUGGAUCAGGCAUAACCUUUCCCUUCUUUCUGAGCCCCAGCAUGACCAUGUUAGGUUCGAGCGUGACCAAACUGCCCGAUCAGGAAAGAUGGAGUGACCAUGUCAAAAUUCGGUGUGACCACUCUGACGGAGCGAAAAAUAUUUUUGGAAAGAAUUUUGCUUUCAAAAUAAGAGAAUUUGGCUAUAAAAAGAUACCUUAGGACUCCAUUGAUAGGGGAGAGGCAUUCGGGACUACUGGAGACAGAGUUUGGGAGAAUUGGAGAGCUUCUCCCUUACGAUUUCUUCCUUGCUCAACAUUGAGUCCUAAGUGCUCUACCUUUUCUUUUUCUCUUCUAUUUUUCUUAUGUGAUUUUGAGAGGAGAUUGUAUGAGAGAAAGGAUUAGUGUUUUGAAAGAGGGAACAAAUUAUUUUUGUAUGUUUUUACUUUCAUAUUUUACUUGCAACAAUG
Molecule: messenger RNA, 1572 nt
Organism: Phalaenopsis equestris
Lineage: Eukaryota; Viridiplantae; Streptophyta; Magnoliopsida; Asparagales; Orchidaceae
Exons: 3
Coding region: 20-982 (320 amino acids)
Source: RefSeq, a predicted model, not a curated record